Molecule: messenger RNA, 927 nt
Organism: Fomitopsis serialis
Lineage: Eukaryota; Fungi; Basidiomycota; Agaricomycetes; Polyporales; Fomitopsidaceae
Exons: 4
Coding region: 1-927 (308 amino acids)
Source: RefSeq, a predicted model, not a curated record
AUGCCCCAAACUCGCCACAAGAGGGGAGCAGCACCAAAGCAACCCAAUCACCGCCAAACGAACAGCACCCCGCCGAGCACAGACCCGCACCCUGCAGGCGACGUCGACGUGGCAUCUCCAACGAGUGGCAGCCCAAACUUGAACAAUUCUGAGAAUUCGCAAGUGCAUUCUGGGGAUCCCACGUCAACUGUAGAAGCCCCAGCUGCUGCCGGGCCCACAGUAGGUCCACGACCCAGUCCUGACCUCGCAGCUCCAGUCCCGGCCAAUACCACCAAUGGGCAAGCAACAGUUACCAGCUCUGCAACCGGAAUCGUCAAUUUGAACAUCCCGGAACCGCCCAUCAACCCACAGCUACUGGUCAUACCGGGUCCACCUGCGCCAACGCAGACACACGAGGAAUUACAGCAUAUGAUUUGUAAUUUGGAAGCACAAAUCAUUGCGAUGCAACAGAAUGCGAAUCCAAUGCCAGCUGUGAACCCGCCAGUCAGGCCGUUGCCAAAUGGUAUGGCAGCCCCAACGCAGAACGGUACAGCGGCCGCACCGACACAGAAUGGUAUGGUGCCGCCCGCACUGGUACCCGGACAUCACGGUGCGGCACAGGUAUCAGCAUCAAACGCGACUACCACCGCAGUAGUUGUACCCGCGCCGAACCAAAUGCUCGUGUCUGCGCAGAACACCGGUACCAGUACCAACGCUAGUGCUAGCACUGCUGCGAGUGGCAACACAGCAGGGCGGCCACCACCCAUGAUCCCUCGCCCGAAAGGCACGGCCGGCGAAGAUUAUAACCUGCAGGAAGCAAUGGGGUUAGCGAAUGACCCAGCUACGUAUAGGCAGAUCAAAGUGAGCCUUGUCAUGCUCGGCCCAUGGGUAGGAGAAAACUCACAGUUCAUCGAAGUGGAACUACCAGGACAAGAGCAUGUUAGCUAA